This is a messenger RNA of Entelurus aequoreus (snake pipefish), 1007 nucleotides long. Its product is annotated as low choriolytic enzyme-like. The coding region runs from base 22 to 792 and encodes 256 amino acids. The transcript is spliced from 10 exons. Gene Ontology annotation, molecular function: metalloendopeptidase activity; zinc ion binding. Gene Ontology annotation, biological process: proteolysis. NCBI's taxonomy places the organism in Eukaryota, Metazoa, Chordata, Actinopteri, Syngnathiformes, Syngnathidae. The record is from RefSeq and is a predicted model, not a curated record.
UUGGGAAAGACUUUAAGAACCAUGACUUCAAUCCGUUCUAUCAUCCUGUUGCUGUCGCUGAUAAACGCGUUUCCAACAGCGUCCAAGGCUGAAGAUGACACCGAUAACAUGGAUGUCAAUGAAAUGAUUGCAAGGACAAAUGAAAACACAACAUCACACCUGACAUUUGGCGACAUUGCGCCGACUCUGCAAAGGAAUGCUGAUCCCUGCACAGCCACAGGAUGCAAAUGGCCGAAAACGGGAGAUUUUGUCUACAUUCCCGUCGAUAUCUCCCGAUCAUUCUCCUCAGCACAGCGCAGAAUCAUCAUCGAUAGCUUGGUGAGUUUCUACGAAGACACCUGCAUUCGCUUCCAGUGGAGACAUCGGGUUCAUCGAAACUACUUGUACUUCUUCUCAGGAUCUGGGUGUUGGUCGUACUUGGGUCGUCAGUCGAGAGGACAGGCAAUCUCCUUGCAGAGCAACGGCUGUGUGUUCCUGGGCACUGUGCAGCAUGAGAUUCUUCAUGCUCUUGGAUUCCACCAUGAGCAAGUUCGCUCUGACAGGGAUGAGCAUGUCACGAUUGAAUUUGAUAACAUCAUAGCAGGAACUGAAGGAAACUUUCAGAAGGUGAACACAAACAACUUGGGAACUCCGUAUGACUUUGACUCUGUCAUGCACUACAGCAACCGGGCCUUUUCCAAAAAUGGACUACCAACCAUUGUUGCCAACAGCGAUCCUAACCUUAUUUUUGGUCGUGCAAGAGAGAUGAGCAGCAAUGACAUUGCACGUAUCAAUGAGCUAUAUGAUUGUUAAUGAAAAACAAAUGGAGGGAACGUGAUGACCUUCAGAUUCUCCAGCUCUCAUUCCAUCGUUCACACUUUUGAAUAUAAGACAAGGAAAAGGGAAUUCCAGUUAUUCUUUCUGAUCAACUUCUUUAUGCCAUUUUCUUUACAGGUACAUAAGGUAAAGAGAGAAAUAUUAUUAAAAGGCAGUUAUAAUGUUUUUCUUCACUUUUGUCCAAUUACAGA